This is a messenger RNA of Xyrauchen texanus (razorback sucker), 4314 nucleotides long. RefSeq names its product golgin subfamily A member 1-like. Lineage: Eukaryota; Metazoa; Chordata; Actinopteri; Cypriniformes; Catostomidae. The record is from RefSeq and is a predicted model, not a curated record. Bases 312 to 2903 code for a protein of 863 amino acids. Gene Ontology annotation, cellular component: Golgi apparatus. The transcript is spliced from 23 exons.
UGUAGGUUACGUGGAGUUAGUUAGCCAGCUAGCCCGACAAAAGCUGCACAUACAUAUGUAACGGCGUCCUCAAGCAUAUUUCCGGGGAAACGUUUCUCGUAAGAUUUUAAUUAAAUCCGUUAAAGGAGUUAAUGGAGGUUUCAAGAGUUGAGGCAGCAGACUGUGGCACCAGAAUGAGAUCGUCCUAUCCAGUGUACAAAGCAAGUUCGGCAUUACGAGGACCCUAAAGCAUCUCAUGCUAGUGGAGACAAUCAGUCAAAUCGUCACGUUGUGUACUUUAAACACGCAUACAUACUCUAAACAUUAGAGUGAUGUUUGCGAAGUUGAAGAAGAAGCUUGCAGACGAGGGAGCCACUGCCCCCCGAUCCGGUCGCAUUCCCCGCUCCAUGAGCAAAGAGUCCAUCACUUCUGUUGGGGCAGAUUCAGGGGAUGACUUUAUGUCUGAUGGCAGUAGCUCCAGAGAUGAUCUCUCGUCUCAAAUUCAGCGCAGAAACGAUCAGAUACGAAAGCUGGAGGCUAAACUCUCAGACUACGCUGAGCAGCUUCGGCUAAUGCAGAAGACCAAGGAGAAGCUUGAAAUUGCAUUAGAGAAGUAUCAGGAUUCAUCCAUGCGGAAACUUCAGGACCAGAAUGAAGUCUUCCAGGCUAACAGAGCCAAGAUGGCAGAUGGCAUGGCCUUAGCAUUAGAAAAGAAGGACCAGGAAUGGAUGGACAAGCUUGCAUUGCUAGAGCAGGAGAAGGCGUCACUGGCUGCUCAGCUUGAAGAGAUGACAGAGCAGAGUUUAAGCCUUUUCCAGAAGAGAGAUGACCUGGAUGAACUGGAAGGUUUUCAGCAGCAGGAACUGGCCAAAGUCAAACACAUGGAAUUUCUCCUGCAGUUGUUGAGACGAGAAGAGCAACUGAGUCAGCGGGAGAAAGAACUCAAACUGAGAGGAGAUGAGCUGAACACAGCGAGACUGACCCUGAGCCAGACCCAAGAUAAGCUGUAUGAGCUGGGAGAAGAACUUGAGGAGACGUGGCGGCUCAAUUCACAGAUGCAGGCCCAGAGGGAUGAGCUGAUGAGUGAGAGAGCGGAGGCACAGAGGAGAGUUGUGAGUCUAGAGAGGAGCGAGCAGGAAUUACAGCAUUUGAUGCAGCUGUUGUCAGAUGAUUUCCAAAAGGCACAAAGCAAUGCAAAAGCACUAGAGAAAUCAAUGGAGCAUCUCCAGUCUGAACACAAAACACUGAAACUACAGUAUGAGCAGCACAAGAACAAGACUGCAGCGACAGAGGAGGAGCGAGAGUGUCUAUUGGCUGAUCUGCAAGAGAAAGCUGCCUCAUUAGAGAGGAGACUAGAGGCAGACCUCUCUCAAGAUGAACAUCUGCAUGAACUGCUGAAGGAGAAGUCUUCAUUAGAGCAGAGGUUAGAGGAGGCCAGAGGAGAGCUGCGGGAGGAGAGAACCAAUCACACCACAGCAGUCAGCUCACUAGAGGCCCAGAUCUCUCGGUUGAACACUAACAUCACAGAUUUCCAGACUCUGUUGAAGCACAAAGACAACUCAUCCAAGGCUUACAGAGAGAGGACAGAUGCACAGAUAUCCGAUCUGGAGAAGAGGCUGACUGACAGCUUUGAGAAUAUGAAGAGUUUGGAACAGCAGCUUGCAGACAGUGAAACACAUACAGUACAAAUGCAGGCGGAGUGGGCAGUGGAGAGAGAGAGGCUACAACAACAGGUCUCGACACAGAGACAGAGAGGCCUGGAGAAAACAGCCAAACUAGAGGAAGAACUACUUCUACUACAGAGGGAGAAAGAAACAGAGGUCAACCAACAUCAGGACAUUGUGCGUUUACUAGAAGAAGAAAGGGCCUUGCUGUUGAAGAGCAAAGCUGAAGUUGAGAGCUCUAUAGAAAGACUAACUGUGGAACUGGAGCAGUCCAGAGUGGAGUUGAACAGCAGACAAACUGUGAGUGUUGAAAUUGCCAAAGCUCUGGAGGAAACACGAAAACAAAGGGAGGAGCUUCAACAACAGGUCAGCAAAAUGACAGAGUCUCUUGAGAGGGCGGAACAAGAAGUGAAUCGACUCUCUGAAGCGUUAGGGAUGAAGGAGGAGGAGCUAAAGAGUCUGAAAGAGGAUCUGCAAGUGGCCCGUAGCAGUCUGUCCUCUCUGCAGGCUGAGUGUGAGUCUCGUCAUUUGGAAGCAGAGGAGAGAGAGCGAGAACACAACUCUCAGCUGAUGUCACUUCAGCAGGAAGUCCUCACUAAAACACAACAACUUACCUCUUACCAAUCACGGGUGUGUGAUCUUGAGGGUGAGCUGUUGAGUUUAGAGGCGCAGUCGCAUGCAGACAAGUGUGAGAGUGAACAGAAUGGGACGGUUGCAGUAAGUGAUCUGGACCAGCUGCAGAAAGUCAACAAAGAUCUGGAGCAACAAAUGGCUGAAAAGAACAAGACAAUAAAACAGCUACAGCAGAGGCUUGCAGAACUGAAGAGGACAUUACAGAAAGAGCUGAAGCUGAAACCAGAUCCUGACUCUGAGAAGGAGAGAUUUCAGGCUGGGAGGCAGGAGAGAUCAGUCUCAGAGACACCCAACACAGCCACAACUCCAGCACCAGGACAUUCUCAAAUCCAAGGCCUGCCUCCCAUUACAUCCAACACCAUCGUCACCAAUAGUUCAGACCUCACAGACACACGAGAGAUCAACUUUGAGUACCUCAAACAUGUGGUGCUAAAAUUCAUGUCAUCCCGAGAGGCAGAGGCCUACCAGCUCAUCAGAGCUGUUUCUGUUCUUUUGCAUUUCACACAUGAGGAAGAGGACAUGCUCAAACAGACACUGGAGUACAAGAUGUCAUGGUUUGGUUCCAAGCCCACACCCAAAGGUAUCAUACGACCUUUCAUCUCAGGAACCUCAACAAGUUGGAGCUGAGACACAGAAAUGGGAAGAGAAAGAGGGAAAAGUGUAAAGACAUCAACUGAUGUCUAAAGGGAACAACUAAAGACUCAGCAGUUUCAGUCUCUGCCUCAACGGUUCCUCAUCGUGCCCUUGAAAGAAUGGGAGACUAAAAGAAACUGCUCAACUGUCCAGUUUUCGCCUACAAACAUAAUAAUUUAUGGACCUUUUCUUUUUGAAUGGGGAGUUGAAUCCUUAUAAGUAAUGGUUAAAAGAUGUUUAUCUUCAUCUAUGUAGCAGCUGCUCUGACAACCAGCAUCAGACAUGAAACAUCUUUGUCCAGCUGGUUGAAUCUGCUUUCAGAAUCUGCCACAGCUAUUUCCAGCAUCCUUAAUCUGGAGAACGUCUUGCAACACAAAAGAUUGAUUGUUCUUCUUUCACUUUUUUGUAAUGCAUAACAAAAAAAUGGACUGUGUGAAGUCUUAGUUGGAUGAAUUACAUACACCGCUCCAUUCCAGCGGUACACAAUGAUAAUUUUGCCCUGUGCUUGACAGCAGUUAUGAGUGGGAUAAAAUGACCUAUACUGUCAUGAUUUUGAAUAUGUGGAAAUAUCUUAUUUUAAUCUGCCUUGUGUAUGUGUAAUUUAUAAUUGCAUACAUUCCAUACAAGUAUUUAUAUAUAAAUACCUGUAUAUAAUUAAUGAAAAGGUUUUUAAAUCAGUGGAUAUGUAAGUUAUUGUAUUAUCAUUUUUUCUGUUCAUCAGAUACAUGCAUUCACCUUCAACACUGUUUGCGAAUGUGUGUAUGAAAGAGAUUCUUCACUGUGGGCUUGAAACUGUAAUAUAAAGGCAUUUCUGCACAGAAUGAGGAAACAUGCAUGCAUGCCUUCAUGCUUUGAUUGUACUUUGGAUUUGAGUGUAUACUUAAGAAUUUGAGUACACUUGUAGCCUUAACAUUCAAGACUAAAAUACUAUCAACUGCACUUAUAUUUCCCUGAGAAACAUUUCUUUAGAAAUACCUUUCCUUUUUUACCUGUGAAGACUGAAUUUAGUUUUCAGUCAAAGCCAGUGUUUUGCUGACAGAACAGUCUAAUUUUGUGUGUUUUAACACUUUUCAGACCACAUAAGCAUUAAGAUUAAACACUUUGAAUGACAGAACACAGCAUAUAAUGGUUAAAACAGCUCAAUACAGCCUUGAAUAUCUCUGCAAAUGUUGGAAAUUUAGUCUUUGGGUUUGUUAAGACAGAACCCAAAGAAUGUAUCCUUCAUAUUGUUGUAUGCAACAAGUCCUUACUCUUGAAGCUUGAAUCAUUUGCAAACCCCAGCUUAUCAUUGGGCUUAUUGUAAAAUAACAAAGUUUGUUUUGUUUCUGGUAAUUUGUACACCCUGUAAUUCUGCAGAUAAAGAUUUUCAAAUGACCCUUCUAAAACUCAGAUAAAUGAAUGCCCU